Messenger RNA from Lates calcarifer (barramundi perch), 1876 nucleotides. RefSeq names its product distal-less homeobox 6a (gene dlx6a). The record is from RefSeq and is a predicted model, not a curated record. NCBI's taxonomy places the organism in Eukaryota, Metazoa, Chordata, Actinopteri, Centropomidae. Gene Ontology annotation, biological process: regulation of transcription by RNA polymerase II; embryo development; cell differentiation. Gene Ontology annotation, molecular function: RNA polymerase II cis-regulatory region sequence-specific DNA binding; DNA-binding transcription factor activity, RNA polymerase II-specific. The transcript is spliced from 3 exons. The coding region runs from base 436 to 1176 and encodes 246 amino acids.
GCCUUUCCCACCAUAUAUUAUUUCCCCCAUAGUUGUGGUGGGAGCUGGUAAGGUGGGUUAACUCCAGCUCAAGUCUCCGUGAAGCGCAGAGCACUGAUGACGUUGGGUUGGAUGACCAAUCGGGAGGCGCUGCCCUUUGGAGACAAACCAUUUUACUUGUAGUGUCUGCAUCAAGUCUGGAAGCAAGGGCUCAAUUUUAACAGAAUCCACCUUAAAAUCUCUCCCUUAACUUAUGCCUACCUUCCACCACUUUGAGUGAGAAUAUCACAGGACAAGGGGGGGAAAUAAAGACGCCUCGGGAAAAUUCGGGUGUUAAUAGGACAAUAUCUGUUCGCGGUGGAGAGGGGGAGAGAGACAACAACACAGCGAGGGAGAGAGAAAAGCGAUUUGGUCUUGAGAGAGAGGGGGGUGAGUGCUCUCAAGGCAGAAAAUUCGAUGAUGACCAUGACUACGAUGGCUGACGGUCUGGAGGCUCAGGACUCGUCCAAGUCUGCUUUCAUGGAGUUUGGGCAGCAGUCGCACUCGCAGCAGAGCUCCCCGUCGAUGGCCAGCGGCCACUACCCGCUGCACUGUCUCCACUCCGGCUCACACGCUCACCACCAGCACGACAACACCCCGUACCCCGGGACCAACACCUACAACAGGUCGUUACCCUACCCCUACGUGAGCCAUCCGCACCACAGCCCGUACCUGCCAUCCUAUCACAACAACACGGGAGGACAGACAAGGUUAGACGGCACAGAGCAGCAGAAAACGACAGUGAUUGAGAAUGGGGAAAUUCGUUUUAAUGGGAAAGGCAAGAAGAUUCGCAAGCCUCGGACAAUUUAUUCCAGUUUGCAGCUUCAAGCACUGAACCACCGUUUCCAGCAAACACAGUACCUCGCUUUACCGGAGCGCGCCGAGCUGGCUGCCUCACUAGGACUAACACAAACCCAGGUAAAGAUUUGGUUCCAGAAUAAGAGGUCAAAGUUCAAGAAGCUGCUCAAGCAAGGCAGCAACCCGCACGAGAGCGACCCUAUCCCGGGCUCCAUGUCCCUCUCCCCGCGCUCCCCGACCAUCCCUCCGAUAUGGGACGUCUCGGCCUCUUCCAAAGGAGUAAACAUGCCGGCCAACAGCUACAUGCCCGGCUACUCUCACUGGUAUUCCUCCCCACAUCAAGAUUCGAUGCAGAGAUAGACUGACAAGGCAAGAAAAUUACAAAAAACAAAAAAAAUAAAAAUAAAAUAAAGGGGGGGUCAGUGUGAGCUGUCUCUGGGAGGCCUCCGGAUCUCCGCCAUGCAGUCCCCCCCUCCACCCCCCAACGUAGCCUACAAUUUGUGUCAAGUUGCAGAGACUGGAUGCUGGAGGAGAGGAGGAGAAGAAGAAGAAGGAGACGAAGAAAAAAAAAAAAGACACCCCCCCCCCCAACCACCACCUCUGCUGCAGGAUAAAACGCAGCCAAGCCUCGGUGUGAUGACACAAACAAGGGAACUAACCUUUUACCUUUUUUUUUUUUUUUUUUUUUUUUAGCGUACACGGCUGUUCAGUGGGCUCCGCAUAUUUGUUAUGCUUUCAUUCAUGUCAACAUCUGAACGUCAAUAUACCAAAUAUUAUCAGUGACAUUUUCGCCAACUUUGGGGGCAAAAAAAAGGACUUGCUUACACCUCUCCAUGCGGCUGUGGCGCCCUGAACCUUUUCGCCAUGGUGGACUCCUGACUGCUUUUAUUUUUUAAAUUUUUUUCCUCUUUUUUUUGGUUUGGUUUUUUUUUAAUUUCAUUGGUUGUUUUCUUCAACAUGCAAAACCAAGCAAAUUGUCUGUCUGUAAAUAUAAUCUGCGAUUUUAGUUGUACAUACACUUUUUAUGUUUUGUCAGAUUGAGUAAACCGUGACUCAAAAA